CCUCGAUCUCCCUGUCUGUGCCCACCCACACACUAUAUAAAGUGGGUCCACAGCCCUGCAGACACUCUGCCUUCCUCCCAGCCACAGACCCUCAGGCACCAUGUCCAUCCAGAAGAUCCACGCCAGGGAGAUCCUGGAUUCCAGGGGAAACCCUACAGUAGAGGUUGACCUGUACACAGGCAAAGGUCUCUUCCGGGCGGCUGUGCCUAGUGGGGCGUCCACUGGAAUAUAUGAGGCUCUUGAGCUGAGGGAUGGAGACAAGAGCCGAUAUUUGGGCAAAGGUGUUCUGAAGGCUGUGGAUCACAUCAACAAGACCAUUGUACCAGCUUUGCUGGAGAAGAAACUUAGUGUUGUGGAACAAGAAAAGAUUGACAAAGUGAUGCUGGAACUUGAUGGGACAGAAAAUAAGUCUAAAUUUGGUGCUAAUGCCAUCCUGGGUGUUUCUCUGGCCGUGUGCAAGGCUGGUGCAGCAGAGAAAGGUGUCCCCUUAUACCGUCACAUCGCUGACCUGGCCGGAAACCCCGACCUCAUCCUACCCGUCCCUGCCUUUAAUGUCAUCAACGGGGGUUCACACGCAGGGAAUAAGCUGGCCAUGCAAGAGUUCAUGAUCCUUCCCGUAGGGGCCUCUACUUUCCGGGAGGCAAUGCGUAUUGGAGCAGAGGUCUACCACAACCUGAAAAAUGUCAUAAAGGCCAAAUAUGGAAAGGAUGCCACCAAUGUCGGUGAUGAAGGUGGAUUCGCUCCCAACAUUCUGGAGAACAAUGAAGCCUUGGAGCUACUUAAAUCAGCUAUCGAGAAAGCUGGCUACACUGAUAAGAUUGUCAUUGGUAUGGACGUGGCUGCUUCGGAAUUCUACCGCAAUGGCAAAUACGACCUUGACUUCAAAUCCCCGGAUGACCCAACUCGUUACAUCUCAGGAGAGAAAUUGGGAGAUCUGUAUAAGAGCUUCAUUAAGUCAUACCCAGUGGUCUCCAUUGAAGAUCCAUUUGACCAGGAUGACUGGGAAACUUGGAAGAGUUUCCAGAGCACAGUUGAUAUCCAGAUAGUUGGAGAUGAUUUAACUGUCACCAAUCCCAAGAGAAUCCAGCAGGCUGUGGAAAAGAAAGCAUGUAAUUGUCUGCUCCUGAAAGUCAACCAGAUUGGCUCAGUCACCGAGUCCAUCCAGGCGUGUAAAUUGGCUCAGUCCAAUGGAUGGGGGGUUAUGGUGAGUCAUCGUUCUGGAGAGACUGAAGACACAUUUAUUGCCGACCUGGUGGUGGGACUGUGUACUGGACAGAUUAAGACAGGAGCUCCAUGUCGGUCAGAGAGACUUUCUAAAUACAACCAGCUCAUGAGGAUUGAAGAGGAGCUCGGAGAUAAGGCUAAGUUUGCUGGUCGUAACUUCAGAAACCCCCGCGCCAAGUAAACGCUGGCAGCAGCACCACAUUGAAGCUAUGUCUAUUCUAACUGAAGCCCAGAAUCCUUUGCAAUGCUCUUGCCAACACUUAAAGAAGUCCAUUCCUGCAGUACUGUGCACACCAUCUGCUUAGAGGAUUUACCUACCA
This is a messenger RNA of Pelobates fuscus (common spadefoot toad), 1544 nucleotides long. It is a transcript of the gene ENO3, whose product is annotated as enolase 3. The transcript is spliced from 12 exons. Bases 101 to 1405 code for a protein of 434 amino acids. Gene Ontology annotation, molecular function: magnesium ion binding; phosphopyruvate hydratase activity. Gene Ontology annotation, cellular component: phosphopyruvate hydratase complex. Lineage: Eukaryota; Metazoa; Chordata; Amphibia; Anura; Pelobatidae. The record is from RefSeq and is a predicted model, not a curated record. Gene Ontology annotation, biological process: glycolytic process.